CCCAAUCCCAACCCAACCCCACUAUUUCUUUCUCAAAACCUCUCUCUCUUUUUCUCUCUGAAACAACCAUAGUUUCUAUCUUUUUUCUUUCAAUGGCGCUUAUGUUAGAUAAUUGUGAAGGUAUUUUACUAUCACUUGACUCUCAUAAAUCAGUACCUGCACCAUUUCUCACCAAAACUUACCAACUCGUUGAUGAUCCCGCUACUGACCACAUAGUCUCUUGGGGUGAAGAUGACACUACCUUCGUCGUUUGGCGUCCUCCUGAGUUCGCUCGUGAUCUUCUACCUAACUACUUCAAGCACAACAAUUUCUCCAGUUUUGUCAGACAACUCAACACUUAUGGUUUUAGAAAGAUUGUACCAGACAGAUGGGAGUUCGCCAAUGAGUUCUUCAAAAAAGGAGAAAAGCACUUACUGUGUGAGAUCCAUAGAAGAAAAACUGCUCAGCCGCAAGUUGCUAUAAAUCAUCAUCAUAAUCAUCAGCAUACACAUUCUCCACUGAUGAAUGCACCAGGUUUCUUUCCUUUUCCAAGCCGAGUCAGUAUCUCACCAUCGGACUCAGAUGAGCAAGCCAACUGGUGUGACUCACCGCCACUGGCUUCACCAAGAGGAGGCACUGGAAUUUCAAUCAUGGGCGGUGGUGGUUGUGGGUAUAAUAGCUCAGUUACAGCCUUGUCCGAGGAUAAUGAAAGACUGAGGAGAAGUAAUAAUAUGCUAAUGUCUGAGCUUGCACACAUGAGAAAACUUUACAAUGAUAUUAUCUACUUUGUGCAAAACCAUGUUAAGCCAGUUACUCCUAGCAAUUCUUACCCUUCUUCUUUACUUGUUUGCAACACACCAUCAGCUACUCCUAUUGGUGCUAAUGCUUCACUAGUGCAAAAGCCAUUAAAUCAGCUCCUUGGGUAUUAUCCUAAUAACCCUAAACAAGGUCCUCAGCCUCAUGUUUUGAACUCUCCUAGUAAUACAUCACAAAGUUCUUUGACGAUUCUUGAAGAAACCAACAACCAUAGCUGUAAAAUGAAAUUGUUUGGUGUACCUCUACAAUCCAAGAAAAGAUUGCACCCUGAGUAUGCUUCUAAUCCAGGAAAUAUGGAGACCAACAAGGUUCGUUUGGUUUUGGAAAAGAAUGAUUUAGGGUUAAAUCUCAUGCCUCCUUCCACAUGUUAGUUUCUUUAAAUCUAUUGAAGAUUAUUAGUAGCUCCUUUUUUUUUUUUUCUUUUUUCUUUUUUUGCUUCAUUUUUUUUUUUCUUUUUAUGAUUUGUCUUUGUUCUUCUUCACUUCUUGAGUCUGAAUAUCUGAUAAUAGUGUUGAUGAAACAUGUGUGUGCGUGCGUGUGGGUGUUUGUGACUAUGUAUAUAACUUUAUGUCGGUAGUAUCUUUGUUCCCCCGCAGCCAUGAAUGCAAGUGGGUUUUGGUUAGACUGAAGUAUCAAAAGCAAGUUUAAAUUAAAUCGCCAACACCAUCUUACUCUUUUUGAUGUUCGUCUAUUUCAUU
This is a messenger RNA of Pistacia vera, 1493 nucleotides long. Its product is annotated as heat stress transcription factor B-4-like. The coding region runs from base 93 to 1166 and encodes 357 amino acids. Gene Ontology annotation, cellular component: nucleus. The transcript has 2 exons. Gene Ontology annotation, molecular function: RNA polymerase II cis-regulatory region sequence-specific DNA binding; DNA-binding transcription factor activity. Lineage: Eukaryota; Viridiplantae; Streptophyta; Magnoliopsida; Sapindales; Anacardiaceae. Gene Ontology annotation, biological process: regulation of transcription by RNA polymerase II. The record is from RefSeq and is a predicted model, not a curated record.